Messenger RNA from Cynara cardunculus var. scolymus (artichoke), 684 nucleotides. RefSeq lists its product as uncharacterized. Bases 1 to 684 code for a protein of 227 amino acids. The transcript has a single exon. The record is from RefSeq and is a predicted model, not a curated record. Lineage: Eukaryota; Viridiplantae; Streptophyta; Magnoliopsida; Asterales; Asteraceae.
AUGGACUCAAAACAGGAAUUGAAAAUGAAGUCUUUCGAUGUCAAAAUGGAAAAGGCGAACGCGAUUUUCAAGUACCGAAGGCUUCACAAAAUCACGACUCUCUUCAGAUUCAUGGAGGUGUUUGCUUUUCUAGUUAUGAUUUCUAGGUUUUCGUAUCAACUACCGUUCGCCGUUAAAGUUUCCGGUGAUUAUUUCAGAGGAUUCACUUUCACGGUUUUAAGCCCUAAGUUCGUGUUCGUGAUCGGAAACGUGAUCAUUUUGAUUCUGUUCUUAAAAUCUCGAGUUACUGAAAACAGCGAUGGCAACGGAAAAGCCGAUUUGUGCUACGACUACGUUAGAAGCUGCGAGAGGAGCUUAAUAAAUGCUCCCGUCGUUACUUCUACUUCUAUCGUCACUGUUCCUAGUAACAAAAGGAUGAUUUGCAGAAGCCGAUCGGAGAAUCCUAUACGAGCAAAAUGCAAAGAGAACAAAACUCACCGGGAAUUGAGGCGGUCGGUGACAGAGAUAAGUAGAUCGAAGAGCUUCGGUCAUGGUUGCGAUGAUACGGCGGCGACGGAGAAGAGGUGUGAGAAGGAAGAAUUGAGCAGCGAAGAUUUCCGGCGAACGGUGGAGGCGUUUAUCGCGAGGCAACAGAAAAUAUUGAGAGACGAAGAGUUUUCUCCUAUGGUGUACAUCGGUUCAUAG